AUGUUUUUGUGUAGCCAGGGCUUCGUGCAGCAAGGUUGUUACCUCCUCAACACCCAGGCGCGGAGGCUCCACAAAGAGCCCGAUCAAGGCUCCACAGAGCGGAUCCUGCCCUCGGGGAUCCGCCGCAGCGCUAACUGUCCCAGACCGGGAGGACGCAGACUGGGGCGGUCAAUUAUUAACCUGCCUGAGGUGCGGCGGGCACCAGGAAACCCGAGCCGGCGCCGUCCACCGAGUGGGGCGGACCGAGGCCCGAGGCCCAGAGUAGCAGAGCCCGCGUGCACCGGCGCGGAUCCGGCCAUGGAGGCAGGUUCCGACGCCAAGGUGGGCGACAGGCCCGCAGGCCCAGAGGAGCCCCCAGCAACCCAGGACCCGCGCAGCACCGCGCAGCCGUCGCUCCCGCAGCUCCCUCGCCGUCCGCAGCUGCUGGACGAAGAUGCGGGGCCGGAGGAAGAUCGGGCCGAGACCGCAGAAGGCAAUGAGCAGGCCCAGGGGGACCCAGAACCCGCGUCCGCGUCGGGCGAGGCAGGGCCCGCGCCGAAAGCCACUAGCGGCACCGUGCCGCCCAUCGGCUUCGUGGGCGAGCCCCCGCCUUACGCGCCACCGGACCCCAAGGCAGUGGCACUGCUUUACCCGCCCUUCCCGCAGGUGCCAGUGCUGUUCCAGCCCGCGCCCGGGCCCGCCGCACUUUACCCGCCGCCGCCAGGCCCGCUCUUCCCACCCGCAGCCGGCGGAGCCUCCUUUCCCUUCCCCACGUAUGGCAGCCCUGUGGCGGGUGGGCCAGCCCCCAUGCAGGUGGAACACAGGCCUCUGCCGAAGGACUUCAUGAUGGAGUCGGUGCUGGUGACCCUGUUCUGCUGUCUGCUCACGGGCCUUAUAGCCAUUGUCUACUCCCACGAGACUCGCGCAGCCCUGGGCAGGGGUGACCUGGCACAGGCAGAGGAAGCCUCAAGGAAGGCCCGCUCACUGGUACUCUUCAGCCUGCUCUUCGGGGUGUUUGUGUCUACCAGCUGGGUCAUCUAUGUGGUAGUCGCCCUCUAUCUCCCUUGAGGCUCAGGACUGGUGGACCAGGCUGUACCCUUUCACUGGACCCUGAUCCUCACUGUAGCCAGCUGUUGCUCACACAGGGCAAAGGGGAGGUGGGGUUAGAAGCCCUGGCCAUGGGUGGCCCACUGAGGCCUUGGCUGGGAUCUUAGUCUGAGUGACACAGACCCAUACAGCCUGGAAGUCUUCCUGAGAUGCGUGCCUUCACCAUUACUCCUGGAGAACACAGAAGACUAAAGCCCUCACUGGCUUUAGAGCCUUCUAGAAGAACAUGGCUACCUCCAGCCCAGCUCAAGGAUCUGGCUCCAGUUGGUAUGGACUCUCCCUGGAGUUCCUACCUGGUCUUGCACCCUUGCCUGUGCUGGGAGAGAUCAGGACUACUCUGUCAGUCAACAACAUGUGGCAGAACUUCCUGUCACUACUUGAGAGGAC
This is a messenger RNA of Acomys russatus (golden spiny mouse), 1473 nucleotides long. RefSeq names its product proline rich transmembrane protein 1B (gene Prrt1b). NCBI's taxonomy places the organism in Eukaryota, Metazoa, Chordata, Mammalia, Rodentia, Muridae. Gene Ontology annotation, cellular component: membrane. The transcript has 6 exons. The record is from RefSeq and is a predicted model, not a curated record. Bases 1 to 1047 code for a protein of 348 amino acids.